Molecule: messenger RNA, 2802 nt
Organism: Aspergillus chevalieri
Lineage: Eukaryota; Fungi; Ascomycota; Eurotiomycetes; Eurotiales; Aspergillaceae
Product: VAC14 family protein
Exons: 10
Coding region: 1-2802 (933 amino acids)
Biological process (GO): positive regulation of kinase activity; phosphatidylinositol biosynthetic process
Cellular component (GO): endosome membrane; PAS complex; fungal-type vacuole membrane
Source: RefSeq, a predicted model, not a curated record
AUGGAUCACUCUAUCCAACGCCUGCUGAACGAUAAGCUCUACGAUAGGAGGAAACAGGGAGCUCUAGAGCUUGAAAAAAUUGUCCGAAAUGCCGCUUUCAAAGGAGAGAUUGAGGAGAUCCAGAAGAUAGUUGACCAGCUUUGCCAUGACUACGCUUACGCCGUACACCAGCCUCACGCCAGAAAUGGUGGUUUAAUUGGGCUGGCUGCCGCCUCGAUAGCAUUGGGAUCCGAGGGUGUUGCUCCUCAUCUCAAGGAAAUCGUACCGCCGGUUCUUGCCUGUUUCUCCGACCAAGAUGCGCGGGUCAGGUACUAUGCAUGCGAAAGCAUGUACAACAUUGCCAAGGUCGCCAAAGGAGAAAUACUGUUAUUCUUUAACGAGAUUUUCGAUGCGCUGAGCAAAUUAGCUUCGGACUCGGAGCUCUCCGUGAAGAAUGGUGCUGAGCUUCUUGAUCGCCUUGUGAAGGAUAUUGUUUCGGAGUCUGCUGCCACGUAUAUCUCGGUUCUGCAACUUUCUGAGAAGGAUGCGUUAGAUUCAGAUACGCUGGAAGAAGCAGAUCUGCCGACCGCGUUUUCUCUCGCGAAAUUCAUACCUUUGCUUAAGGAUCGCAUACAUGUGAUCAGCCCAUUCACUCGAAUCUUCUUGGUACAAUGGUUGACAUUAUUGGAUACAAUUCCUGACCUGGAACUCGUCUCUUACUUGCCGGAAUUUCUUGGGGGUUUAGUUAAAUUCCUGGGUGACCCAAGUAGGGAUGUGCAUGUCGCCACACAAGGCCUUCUUGAUCGAUUUUUAUCGGAAAUAAAGAGGAUUGCACGUCUCAAAAAGGGUAUCGAAGAUAGCAGAAAGGAACAAGAAAGCAAAAGACAAUCGGCUGCGAGUGACGAUGUGAGCGCAAUUACCGACCAGGCUGUUGCCCCAGAAGAGGACAAAGAUGAAAAUGCUAUUGAAGAUUCGGCAUCUGAAUCCAUCAUUGAAGAAGAAGAUGGCGCCCAGGUUGAUGGUGACUGGGUUCCGGGCCAAGAUGUCCAUAUUGAUUAUCCUAAGAUCCUGGACAUUCUUGUGGGAUUCGUCGACACGUCGUUUGAUGAGGAGAUGCAACUGACUGCGCUGCGCUGGAUUGAUAACUUCUUUGAUAUCAGCCCUGAAGAUAUCCUCCCUUUCGUCCCAUGUCUUCUGACUCAGGUUCUUCCUGCAAUGUCCAGUGGCUCGGACCAGGUACGACAGGCAGCUAAUCGAGUCAACACUUCUUUAUUGGAGUAUAUAGUCACCCUGUCUGAAGACACCUCAGAGGAAAAUCGUCCAGCCGCGACCUCGAAAUUACCGCCCGCCCCAAAUAACAAGGAAAAUUCUGAAAGAAGGUCAUCGACACCAGGCGGCAAACCCUCUGAUACCCAGGGAAGUGAACUUAGGAAGCAGAUUUCUCAACAAGAACCGUCAAUCGAUCAAACGCCCCGAAGUGGCAUUGUGUCCGCGCCAGCUCCUCCAGCAGAUCUUGAUUAUGCUGCAGCCGUCAAUUCACUUACAUUGCAAUUUUUGAAUGAGAAUGAAGCCACAAGAGUAGCUGCACUGUCCUGGUUAAUCAUGCUACAUCGGAAGGCUCCACGCAAGGUUGUUGCUUUCAAUGACGGAACCUUUCCUGCACUUCUCAAAACAUUGUCGGACCCUGCGGAAGCUGUUGUUACCAAGGAUCUCCAACUUCUGUCGCAAAUUUCAAAGAACAGUGAGGAUAGCUACUUUGCAUCUUUCAUGGUGAACUUGCUGCAAUUGUUCUCGACGGACCGGAAUUUGCUUGAGGUUCGUGGAAAUCUCAUCAUUCGGCAGCUUUGCAUUAGUUUGAGUCCGGAACGUAUCUAUCGGACCCUAGCAGAUUGCCUUGAAAAGGAAGAGGAUAUCGAGUUUGCUAGCAUCAUGGUCCAGAAUUUGAAUAACAACCUAAUCACCGCACCUGAACUCUCCGAUCUUCGAAAGAGAUUAAGGAAUAUCGAUUCAAAGGAAGGCCAAAUGUUCUUUGUGGCUCUUUUCAGGUCAUGGUGCCAUAAUGCAGUCUCUACAUUUUCCCUAUGUCUUCUCGCUCAAGCUUAUGAGCAAGCAUAUAACCUUCUGCAAGUCUUUGCUGAACUCGAAAUGACCGUUAAUAUGUUAAUACAAAUCGACAAGCUGGUCCAGCUCUUAGAAUCACCUGUCUUUACCUACCUCCGUCUCCAACUCCUGGAACCAGAAAAAUACCCAUACCUAUAUAAAUGCCUCUACGGCGUCCUCAUGCUACUCCCGCAGAGCUCCGCAUUCGCAGCGCUCAAAAACCGUCUUAACAGCGUCAGCAAUAUCGGCCUCCUCCACGCUAGUCCACGACUCACGGCCCCAAUAUCCACCUUUGAACGCCCAACCGGCGCGCGCCUGAAAUCCCGCGACGAUUCCUCCAUCCGCUGGGCCGAUCUCCUAGACAAAUUCAAAUCCGUGCAAGAAAAAGCCCGACGAGCCCAACGCGCCGCUUACCAGCGCCAACUCGACCACGAUGGUAUCCGAACGGGACCCCAGAACCCCUCUCUAACCGCUGCGCUUUCUGCGGCCGCGACAUCGGACCAGACUCGUAAGGAUCGGGGGUUUGCUGAGGGUGGAGAGUCCCUGCGUGGUGGAAAUGCAGGAGGGACCGGCCGGAUGAAUUCAGUGGAUAGUUCUGGGACACAGAAGGGGGUUGGUGGGAAUGGUGGGGGAGGCUCUAUUCUAGGGGGUGCGCAUCGGCAUAAAUCAAGUCUUCCUAAUCUCGGACGGCUUGGGAUUGGGAGCCGGAAGUCUAAACGUUGA